Cloeon dipterum is the source of this 2335-nucleotide messenger RNA. RefSeq names its product rhotekin-like. Gene Ontology annotation, biological process: actomyosin contractile ring assembly; septin ring organization; mitotic cytokinesis. The transcript has 9 exons. NCBI's taxonomy places the organism in Eukaryota, Metazoa, Arthropoda, Insecta, Ephemeroptera, Baetidae. Gene Ontology annotation, cellular component: actomyosin contractile ring. The record is from RefSeq and is a predicted model, not a curated record. Bases 467 to 2146 code for a protein of 559 amino acids.
CACUGUCACCCUGGCAUCAGGAACAAGUCAACAGACCGGCGUGCUUCGUGUAAGGAGCAGUUUGCCUCGACGCGGUAAGCAGGCAGCACCUGAAAACAAGUUCGUGUUGUGUUCUCCUCCUCCUCCUCCUCCACUGCCGGCAGCCGUAUUUCGGCGCAUGAGAAGAAGAGACAGAAAGUAGGCAGACGAGCCCAAAAGGACCAGCACUACGAGGCGCAAGUGUUUUGACCGCCGCUUCGUUUCUUGCGCCCGGUUUGGUGGCUUGGCCAGACUUUGGGUGCCAGUGUUGAAGAGUGCGUGUUCCUGAAAGCAAUCAGCGCGCGUCGGCACUCGUACACACACCAUACAUGCGGAGCCGGUGAAUUUUGCGAGCAUCACAUUUUUGGCUAGCAGCGUGCCAGACCACUCGGCCACGCUCAGAGCAAAUUGGAUGGCCUUCAGUAGGUUGGGUGGCAUAAAUUAAAAGAUGUACCGGUCGCAAGUUCUGCUGUCGCCUGGGGAUGAGCGCGCAAGCACCGUCGUGGUGCAGAAUGGUCUGAUUCGACGCCGUGUGUGCGGCCUCAACACGACGCUACCGUCGUCGCCGCCGGUGGCUGUGCUGCAUGACGCCACCAACACGAUCAACAGGUCACCCGUCAGGACGCCGACCAAAGUCCAGCCAAAGGCAUCGCCCGCACUUCAACCUAGGAGCAGCAGGGCGGCCACCCUCGCGGCUAAGGUCGCGUCCAACAACUUCAGAAACAAAGCGGAGCUUGACUUGGAGCAGAAGAUAGAACUGGAAAUCAAGAUGCGAGAGGGCUCGGCCAAAUUGCUGGCCGCGAGUCGGCAGCAAUCACAGACACUGGAGGCGGCUCGCUCUCUGCUCACGAGCAAUGAACGCAUGAGCGCCUACAUGGCCGAAUUGCAAAGAAGGAAAAGCACAAAUACGUCUCAAAGCAGAACUGGACAAAGUCGAGCGCGCGUUUCAAUAUCCGAGCUGAGGAUGCCGUUGAUGUGGCGCGGCGUGGACCACUUCAAGAACAAGGGAGACUACCGCCGCUUUGCAGUCUUCUGUCUGGCUCGCCUUGGCACGGACAUUUUCGACACUACUCUGGUGACCCCGGUGGACAGGUCGAUGACUGACGUCACCUUCCCUGAUUCCAUUGUUUUCAACGACGUGCCCUCUGACUUCACUCUACGCCUUGAGGUGUACAGUCAUCUUUUGGCUGAAGACCUCAGCAUGGCUUCUGCGCCUCGCAAACUUCAGCGCACAAUUCACUCAUCCAUCAGCAGAACUGUCGGCAAGAAGUUGGCCGCCUCCCUCAAGGAUGAGCUGCACGCCAAGCUAGGGCCGCAGUUUCAUCUGGUUGCAUCUGCCAAUCUGAAUCUCGGAGACGUUGAUGACGGUGUUCGAACCCAUGAUUUGGAAAUCGAAACACUUGAUAACCGUCUUCAUGAGCUGCCAUUGUUUGGACAUUUCUGCUGCCGCUUGGCAGCGCAGCCCAACUGCAUGGGCAAAGAGUUAAUGAGCGGCGACGUUUUGCUCCGGACAAGUGCCGAAGCCAGCUUAACUCGCGCCUACCUCUCUCUCAAAAGCUUCAACUUGUCUGCGUGGCCUUCAAGACAGCUUGUCUCUGAGCAGCAACCAGUGUCUAUCCUCGUGGACAAGGAAACAACAAUUCAAACUGGCAGCAAUCGCAUCUAUGUCUCAAGGCUAGACUCAGGCAGGCAAGUCACCUGGGCUAUUGAGUCCAAUGCGUCAGAUGAUUUGCAGCGCUGGAUCAAGGUUUUGACCAAGAGUUCUCAAGAUCACGCCAGAUGGAAAAAGGCAUCAGAGAGACUAAUGGACAUUCCUGUUGCCGGAACCAAUCGGCACUCAUUUAUGUCCACAUGCAGUCGACAGGGCUCCCUUUAUGACCAAACUCCACUAAUAGAAAACAUGAGCAGUGAAAGAGAGAGGUUUGGUGAGGUGCAGACCUCCAAAAGUCGGCGCACAGUUCAGGAGAUUUUUGGUCUCACCCCUGCUACAAGUCUGAGUUCAUGUGCAUCAUCAACCGCUUCUUCAAAUUCACCGCCAAGCUCAUUCAGGUCUCGCACCUCCAGUGGCUCCGGCUCAAAGUUCAAGGCUUCCUUGAAAGGCCAUUGGCCCUUCAAGAGCAGCGGCUAAAUUCAGUCGCUCCACUUUUGAACCUUUUUUGUGAAAUACAAAGUCUGGAAUCUCACAUUUGCUUUGGCAGUUGAGUUUUCGUGCGACAAUAAUGUCCAGUCUCUAAUUAAAACAUUCCACGCACCCCAAAUAUUGUGUUGUAAAUUGUAUAUAGUAGUUAAGUAAAUAAAAGUUAAAUAUUAAUAUGAA